UCAAAGUCUCGUCGUCGUGAGGUCCGCAUCUGGUCCGCAUGAGUCGUGUGCGUGCAGCUGAGAGAGAGAACGAAAAAAAACACAACGCUGCACUGGCUAUUACAGCCGUGUGUGGCGCGGUGUCGUUGGUGUGUGGCGCGGUGUCAGUAGUGUAGCUUACUCUAUUUUUUAGUACAUACAAUAAUUUAGAGCGUAUUGCUGAUGCUGAAUCUUAUCAUUAUGUAAUUUUUGCGGGGGAGAGAGUGCGUACGCGAAGGAGAGCCGAGAAAAAGAGAGGCAUGAGCACAAGUGAGGUUAAACAGCAGCGGAACGGGCGCAGCUGCGUCGUCGACGACAAAAUGCCGCCGUCGGCUUUCGUCAGAUAUAUCACAUGUGCAGUAAAUAUAUUAAAAUGUAUAGUACGAACUAUAUUUGUUCUUGUGAACAACGUGUACUGUAUACCAACAUAUAUUAUUUGGAUGAUGCUGUUGUUCCCUGUCAAAGUUUAUCAUCCACAAACUUACUGGCGUUUGGAGGGUCUUUUUUUUCAUUGGUUAUUAGCGAUGGUAUCUAUGUGGACUUGGUCAGCAGGAUAUGAAGUGGUUGAACAAGGAGACGAUAUUAAAAGAAUUAUAAAUGAUAGAACUUUGGUUAUUGCCAAUCACCAAAGUACAGGUGAUGUUCCUAUAUUAAUGACUACUUUCAAUGCCAAACCCAACGUACUGCCCAAUCUUAUGUGGAUCAUGGACAGUGUAUUCAAAUACACCAAUUUUGGUCUUGUAUCGCUGCUUCAUCAUGACUUUUUCAUAGCAUCUGGACGUAAAAAACGAGACGAAAGUUUGCGAUCUUUACAAAAACAUUUGAAAGAGUCGUACAUACCAUUAAAUAGAAAGUGGAUGGUCCUCUUUCCAGAAGGUGGCUUUCUUUGCAAGAGACGAGAAACAUCGCAAAAUUAUGCAAAGAAAAAUAAUCUCCCACUACUGGAAAACGUCACUCUGCCAAGGGUUGGAGCGCUACAAACUAUAAUUGACAUUGUGGGUCCUAUUCAAAAUAAUAAUUCGUCCACAGGAUCAAACUCUACUUCAAUUCUCUCAGUAACGAAGUCGGAAAUCAGAUGGGUACUCGACAUAACAAUUGCAUAUCCUCAAGGAAAACCAAUAGAUUUAUUGACAAUUAUAACUGGAACAAGGCCACCGUGCAACACUGUUCUUUUUUACCGAAUCUUUCCUACGUCAUCAGUCCCCAAAGAACCCGAGCAACUAUCAAGAUGGUUAUUCGACAGAUGGACCGAGAAAGAAGCUUUACUAGAGAAUUUCUACAAGCACGGAACCUUUAUAGGUACUCAGCAAAUAGACCUGGAAAAUUCAAUGAUCCAACAAGAUCCUCUACGUUACCUAGUCCUUCAUCUAUUUUUCAUGACCUCCAGUUAUAUUCAUUACAACAUGAUAUCCUAUGCAUUAUCUUAUCUCUGGUAAUGUUAUUGAAUCAUCAGUUAAUUUUUGGAAAAUUGAUUUUUUCAAACAGUUUCUGAUUCGAUACCAUUGAGCUUAUCUCUAUUUAUUGAGAAUAGUUCAAUUUUUGUGAUUUGAGUAAUGCUUUUGAGUGGCUGUUGUUUUUUUUCUUUCUUUUUUUUUUGUUUUUUUUUUGUUUUUUUUUUUUUUUUGAGCAACACUGUGAGGUGUUUAUAAUAUAUUGUUCUCACAUAAAAUCACAGAUACAACAAUUUUAAAUUGAUGAAUGAUUUUACUUAGUACAGGAAUGAAAUUUAAAAGUUUAAGGUGUCUUCUAAACUUUUGGCAAUGGUAACGCAUUUUUUAUAAAAGCUUUUAAAUUUUUUGAUAGAGCAAUGUGAAUUAACACUGCAGGCUCGAUGAAUUUUCAUUGAAAAUUGAAGUGAUAUAAAAUUACGAGUCCACAAUGAACUGUAUUAAUCGCACAUUCAAGAAGUUUUAAUGAAAUCUUUUAGCGACACAUGAGUAUUUGUAACUAUAUGUACAUGUGAACAUUUCAGCUCUCGCGUUUAAGUGGGACUUUAAUCGCAUUUUUUAUGUACAGCAUGAAUGCGUUUUAGCCUAGUGUUUCAAAUCAAAAGAACGUGUUUCACAGUGUGGGGUUCAAAUUCAUAGCAAAAAACAAACGUACUAAGAGAAAUAUAUACGUAUUAUAAACAAGUAAGACAUCACUGUCGCAAGACAAAUUAUAAAGAAGCGAAAGGAGCUCGUGUGGAUAAAAACGGAAAAGUAUUCUUAGCCAAGAUUUUUUAAAUAAUUAUUUUUUAUUAACAAGAAAACUAAGAAACACUACUCUAAAGUUUAUGCCAAGGCUUUCUUACAUUGAUACUCUAAUGAAUGAUUAAUAUUUGUGAUUAAAAAAAGUUCGACCUUGCGUUAAUUUACUGUCAGGGUACUCGAUUUUCCUACGUAAAAGUAAUUAUUAUUUAACGAAACUAAAACAAACGAAGCCUCGAAACACUGGUUUGGUUAAGAAAGAUGGCAGAGAUAUGGAUAUGAUAGCGGCGGAGGAGUCAUUUGCAAGUUAGCUUUAUUCAACUAGUGCUAAGAACUUGUUAACUACACAAAGAAUACACACCUACAUAGCGACUAUUGUAAAUAAGCGAAAAGAUUAUGUAUUUAUGCAUAAUUUUCGACGGAUAGGGCGAUAAUAGAAGAGGGGAUGAAAGUGCAAAACAACUGUUAUUCGCUCUAUUGAGCGAAACACCAUUAUUCGUUCCCAUUCUCGUGUAAUGCCGAUCGAUCGGUCGAUCGGAUGAUCAAUUAUUUUUUGCUGUGAAUGAACGAUGAAAUUUCAACUCGAUCGUGCCUUUUGCUCUUGCUAGCAAUUUAUUGAAUAAUGUACGUCAUUUUGUAAAUAGAACUUUUGUACGCUCAAAGAGCCAAAAACAAGUAAUUAAGAAUUUAACGGUUACAAAGAAAAGUAAUAACACAGUCUUUUUUUUCCGAAAAUUUUUUACUUGAGUCCCAUAUCCUCUUUUUCGUUUCUUUUUACGCUAAAUUGACCGAGAGUCGUUCUGGUAACGUAAUAUCUUCAAGAAAAAAAACAUUUUUCUGGUUAUAUUUCUUUUAACAUGGUCGUUUGCGCAGCCUAAUAGAUUGAUUUCAUGUAAAUACUUAUAGGACAAUUUUAUGUGUAUUUAUUCGUGGAUUUUUAAUAUAAUGAUAACUUUGAAAAUUUGUUCUUUAAUUUUUCUUUUAGCUAAAUAGAGAAUUGUUUCGUUGAUUGAAUUUCUUAAAUGAUUUGAAACGAACACUGUUUUUUAUAUUAAUUAUGUGUAAUAAUUAAAGUACUUUUCUGACAAGUUAAAAGAAUAAUUUAACCUUAAUACGUUAACGCAAAUUAAUAUUCAAUGUAAAAGUAUGAAUUAAAUGUAAAUUAUAUAUAAAAUAUGUGAACAAUAUCUUCAUGAAAAGAAAAUCAAUUGAUGUACUGUAAUACAUCAACUUCUAAAAUGUAUACAUAAGAACAAAUGAUCAAUUAUAUGCUGUAGAUAUGAAAACGCAUAUCACUAAUAUAUAAUUUAUGUGCAGUUUUCAAAACGUCUACUUUUUGACUACAUUUAAAAAAUAAUGAAGCAAUGCUGAAGCACUAAUUAAUGAAAUACUUUUGUUUGAUCUUAAUGCGCUAUUAAAAAAAGACGUCCAUCAGCAUGGCAUUUAAAUGGGUGCAUUUAGAGGCUUUUUUAUUUUUUCAAUACACCAUUUCCCUCUUUCUUGCCCAAAUAAACUACGAUGAAAAAGAAAAACAAACAAUUUUAAGGUUUUAUCUGUAAUAUAUUUCCGUUGGAGCGCACCUUUUUUUUUCUUCAACGAAACAAUGUAUGACUACGUGCGUGCAAAGAAAUUGAAAUGAAGUUGUAUAUUUGAUAUAUUACAUCGCCAUCUCUUUCCUAUGAUACCGCAUAAUCGUAAAUAUAUGUAGUGCGUAUUUUUACACUUUACGGGAGCGAAAGAAUGAAUAGUUUCGAAAGUAUCUAUCCGGCGGUAAAAUUUGCCGCAGAGUGAAACGAAUAUAGGUAUGCAAGAGUUUGUGAGUUUUAAAUGCAUAAUAACACUAAUAAAUAAUAAGAAUCUAAAGUAACUGUAAUCUUUAUUGCAACUCUACCAUAAUUUUCUUUGCUAUUUUUUAGUGAAUUUUU
Messenger RNA from Phymastichus coffea, 4132 nucleotides. RefSeq names its product acyl-CoA:lysophosphatidylglycerol acyltransferase 1-like. The record is from RefSeq and is a predicted model, not a curated record. The transcript has 6 exons. Lineage: Eukaryota; Metazoa; Arthropoda; Insecta; Hymenoptera; Eulophidae. Gene Ontology annotation, molecular function: acyltransferase activity. Bases 279 to 1454 code for a protein of 391 amino acids. Gene Ontology annotation, cellular component: endomembrane system.